This is a messenger RNA of Xyrauchen texanus (razorback sucker), 3782 nucleotides long. It is a transcript of the gene pdzph1, whose product is annotated as PDZ and pleckstrin homology domains 1. Gene Ontology annotation, molecular function: protein binding. The transcript has 11 exons. The record is from RefSeq and is a predicted model, not a curated record. Lineage: Eukaryota; Metazoa; Chordata; Actinopteri; Cypriniformes; Catostomidae. Bases 83 to 1483 code for a protein of 466 amino acids.
GGCAAAAGUUAAUUCAAACAAGGUUUCCACGCAGUCAAAUGAAGCCUCUGAUAACAAAAACACAGCCAUCUGUUGGACACCCAUGAUUUAUAAAAAUGAGUCAUCUGAACGGCAAAGUGCCUCAAAAAAUUCAUUAGAGGUCAAAGAGUGCCUCAGGCCUCCAGCAGACUCAAUUCAUAAAGAUUCAGAGGACAAUUCAGACCAUUGGGCAAAGAGACGGAAGCUGUUCAAAGAGAGCAAACAGCGAAGUUCUGCAGGAGGAAGCUCCAUAACUAGCAAUAUUACUGAGGAAUCAGAAACAAUGAACUCUGAGGACACUCGAUCAGUGGAGAUAUCAAUGCGAUAUAUUGAGGACAGAGGAUUUUACACUGAGACAUUUCACUCUGCAACAUGGAUAUACCGUGGAGAUGAUGUUAACCAGAAUGAGAGUCCACACUGUCACAGCAGCCACACACGACCAGCAGCAAUUUGUGAGCGGACGGUGAAGAUCAGCAAAGGCAUGGGCGAGUAUCCCUGGGGCUUCAGAAUUCAGUUUUCCAAACCCAUUGUGGUCACUGAGGUGGACACAAAUGGAGCAGCAGAGGAAGCGGGGCUUCAGGUUGGAGAUUAUGUGCUGGCAGUAAACAGCACUGAUGUCACCAGUGUACCACACUCAGAAGCAGCUGACCUCGCACGGCAAGGUCCAGACCUUUUAACUCUGACCAUCGGCUCUGAUAUUGGCCGAAUGCCUAACACUCCACGGCCAGCAUGUAGGGGUUAUCUGCAUAAGCGAACUCAAUCCAGUUUGCUAAAGGGCUGGAGGAAGAGAUGGUUUGUUCUCAGACAUGACUGCUGCCUCUAUUAUUACAGAAACAAACGUGAUGAAGGGAAGAGCCGAGCACUGUCUGUGGUGAGCUUGGAGGGUGCGUUAGUAGAGGCUGAUACCAGUUUGGGAAAGCCUUUUGUGUUCAAAUGCUGUCCUGUCUCUCGAAACCGAGUUUACUACCUCUGUGCUACAUCAAACCAAGAGAUGAAAAGGUGGCUGGAGUCUAUGGGCAGAGCCGUUCAUCCCAUUACUCAGAAUCACGUUUGGGUGGAUGUGACUCGACACAACUCUAGUCUGCCCCCUCUGGCAGUCAAGAACCCAGAAUGUCUUGGGUUACUCCAUCAGCUGGACAAGAUCAAGGACACCUGGGUGCAGCACUACUGUGUACUGAAAGAUGGAUGCCUCUAUUUCUAUGUGAGCAUUCGAUCAACCUGUGCUAUAGGAGGAAUCUACCUGCACGGCUACACAGUGCGGGACCAGCCACUGGGAUCCAAAAGAUCCACUAUUGAGCUCAAACCUCCAUCUGAAGAGUUCAAAGUAUUUUACCUCUGUGCAGAGAAUGCCAACGAGAACAAACGGUGGAUCAGUGCAAUAAAAACAUCAAUUGGAAAAUGGCUGCCUUUGCAUCAGGCAAUUCAAGACUACAUGAGUCGUCCACCUGAGGAAACUAGAAUGUGAACAAGACUAAUUACAGAUCUUGUCAUAACUGAGCUUUCUCACCAAAUGAUUAAUUCAGGGACAACAACAUUCAAAUCAAAUCGAAUCAAAUCAAAUCACUUUAUUGUCACACUACCAUGUACACAAGUGCAACAGUAGGUGAAAUUCUUGUGUGCAGUUCCGAGCAACAUAGCAGUCAUGACAAUGACGAGACAUAUACCAAUUACAGUAAACAACAUACUUACACAACACAAUAAUUAUACACUCACCUAAAGGAUUAUUAGGAACACCUGUUCAAUUUCUCAUUAAUGCAAUUAUCUAAUCAACCAAUCACAUGGCAGUUGCUUCAAUGCAUUUAGGGGUGUGGUCCUGGUCAAGACAAUCUCCUGAACUCCAAACUGAAUGUCAGAAUGGGAAAGAAAGGUGAUUUAAGCAAUUUUGAGCGUGGCAUGGUUGUUGGUGCCAGACGGGCCGGUCUGAGUAUUUCACAAUCUGCUCAGUUACUGCGAUUUUCACGCACAACCAUUUCUAGGGUUUACAAAGAAUGGUGUGAAAAGGGAAAAACAUCCAGUGCGGCAGUCCUGUGGGCGAAAAUGCCUUGUUGAUGCUAGAGGUCAGAGGAGAAUGGGCCGACUGAUUCAAGCUGAUAGAAGAGCAACUUUGCCUGAAAUAACCACUCGUUACAACCGAGGUAUUCAGCAAAGCAUUUGUGAAGCCACAACACGCACAACCUUGAGGCAGCUGGGCUACAACAGCAGAAGACCCCACCGGGUACCACUCAUCUCCACUACAAAUAGGAAAAAGAGGCUACAAUUUGCAAGAGCUCACCAAAAUUGGACAGUGGAAGACUGGAAAAAUGUUGCCUGGUCUGAUGAGUCUCGAUUUCUGUUGAGACAUUCAGAUGGUAGAGUCAGAAUUUGGCGUAAACAGAAUGAGAACAUGGAUCCAUCAUGCCUUGUUACCACUGUGCAGGCUGGUGGUGGUGGUGUAAUGGUGUGGGGGAUGUUUUCUUGGCACACUUUAGGCCCCUUAUUGCCAAUUGGGCAUCGUUUAAAUGCCACAGCCUACCUGAGCAUUGUUUCUGACCAUGUCCAUUCCUUUAUGGCCACCAUGUACCCAUCCUCUGAUGGCUACUUCCAGCAGGAUAAUGCACCAUGUCACAAAGCUCAAAUCAUUUCAAAUUGGUUUCUUGAACAUGACAAUGAGUUCACUGUACUAAAAUGGCCCCCACUGUACUAAAAUGGCCCCCACAGUCACCAGAUCUCAACCCAAUAGAGCAUCUUUGGGAUAUGGUGGAACGGGAGCUUCGUGCCCUGGAUGAACAUCCCACAAAUCUCCAUCAAAUGCAAGAUGCUAUCCUAUCAAUAUGGGCCAACAUUUCUAAAGAAUGCUUUCAGCACCUUGUUGAAUCAAUGCCACAUAGAAUUAAGGCAGUUCUGAAGGCAAAAGGGGGUCAAACACAGUAUUAGUAUGGUGUUCCUAAUAAUCCUUUAGGUGAGUGUAUACAAUGCACAGUAAACAAUACACACAAUAUAGAAUACACAAUAUACAAUAAGUGGGAGUAUAUGAAAUAUAUAUAAGUAGUUGAAUUGAGGAGAAUAUGUUGACAGUCCAGUGUGAGAUUAUAGGUUAAUAAAGUGCAGUGCUAAUUAUUGAUCCUGAUAGAUCAAGUGUUCAACAGUCUGACUGCUUGGGGGAAGAAGCUGUCAUGUAGUCGGCUGGUGCGGGUCCUGAUGCUGCGAUACCGCCUGCCUGAUGGUAGCAGUGAGAACAGACCAUGACUCGGGUGGCUGGAGUCUCUGAUGAUCCUCCGAGCUUUUUUCACACACCGCCUUGUGUAUAUGUCCUGGAGGGAGGGAAGCUCACCUCCGAUGAUGUUUCUGGCAGUUUGCACCACCCUUUGCAGGGCUUUGCAGUUGUGGGCAGUGCUAUUGCCGUACCAGGCGGUGAUGCAGCCAAAUAUCAAUAAUAUCAAUACAGAAUUGACUGAUUUCUUCAUUAUCUCUAAAAGUUGCCAAGUGAAUCUCCAAACAAUUGACCUGUUUGCAUGAUAACAUGCCCCUAAUGACUUAGAAAGAAUUAGUCUAGUUGUUCACUGUAAACUGUUUACUCUUUCAAAUGUCUGAUUUUAAAGUAUGUAUAAUUUCUCAAAGCCUUGUUUUAAAUUAGUAGUCAAUUUAACAAUAAAGGUUGUAGGGUACAACAGAACAAAAGGCUAUGCAAGGUAAAAGGCAUUUUGUUCUUAUUUCUUUUCACAUAAAUAAUGUUGCUCUAUCAAUAUUCAAUGAAAAUAAAUGUAUGUCUUGAAUCUUGAUACACU